Messenger RNA from Paramecium sonneborni, 413 nucleotides. The record is from the annotation of a GenBank genome assembly. NCBI's taxonomy places the organism in Eukaryota, Ciliophora, Oligohymenophorea, Peniculida, Parameciidae.
CUAGCAUGUAAAAUUCCUUCAAAACUGAAGAAACUACAUAAUAAGUUAAUGAAAGUGAUUCCAUUUCUAAAGAGAUGAAUAAUAUUUAGAAGAAGAUUUCUAAACAUCAUCAUAACAUUAAUUAACCUCGAAUUGGAUCUGAUUAUUAAGCUAAGAUUAUUACUUCACCCAUUCAUAGUUCAAAAUGCAAAAGAAACUUUGAAACAUUAAAAGUUUGGGAUGGUAGUUCAAAGAAACAUUUAAAGCUUGAAGUAGAAAGAGAAAGAAAAAGACUUCGUUAUUUGAUGGGUAGAGAAUUCACUUAGGAAGACACUAUACUUACUAUGUUUUUUAUGUAUAACUUUGAUAGAGAUAAAGUUAAUAAAGCAUUGAAUCUCAAGAAAGAAGCAAUAUAAACCAAGAUUUUACUAUGA